Messenger RNA from Phyllotreta striolata, 528 nucleotides. NCBI's taxonomy places the organism in Eukaryota, Metazoa, Arthropoda, Insecta, Coleoptera, Chrysomelidae. The record is from the annotation of a GenBank genome assembly.
AUGUCUCAAAGUUUUUAUCCAACGGGAUUACAGCGAAGGGACCAUCGUGAAAUUCCAGAACAGAUUCCCGCAGGAGCUCGAAGGCAGGAUCGAACGGCAGGCAUUCGAAACAACAAUAAACAGACUGAAUUCCUACUUCGCCGAGGCCGAAAAGGCGACGUGCUCCGCCUACUGCGAGGGCUGCUUGGCCUGCCUCACGGCCUAUUUGAUCUUCCUUUGCAAAGAGACUCAUUACGAAAAAUGUUUGAAAAAAGUUUCCAAAUACAUAGCGGAGCAAAACGAGCGGGUCUACGAGCCGCGGGGGCUGAAAUUGACCGAUCCCAGCAUGAGGGGCUUGCGGGUGCUCGAGGUGAGUUGUCUGGACAGGCCCCCGAACGCAUGACUCACCGUGUCCCACUCCACGCAGGAGUUUUUCAUGUAAAACUCGUGUCGUAUUAUCGCGAACGGAUAGCUUCAAUAUUGCGUAUAUCGAUAUAUGUAUAUGCCAAAAUGGCUCAAGACUGUUAUGUAAUAUGCCACGUUUUAUAA